Naumovozyma castellii is the source of this 816-nucleotide messenger RNA. RefSeq names its product Ndj1p (gene NDJ1). The transcript has a single exon. The record is from RefSeq and is a predicted model, not a curated record. Bases 1 to 816 code for a protein of 271 amino acids. NCBI's taxonomy places the organism in Eukaryota, Fungi, Ascomycota, Saccharomycetes, Saccharomycetales, Saccharomycetaceae.
AUGAGAAGAUCAAGUACCAUGAGCAAAGAGUUUGAGUUUGUAAAGAAGGUUAUGGAAUGCCCAUACCUGUCGUACCAAUGGAAUCAGAAUCAUGUCUUCAGCACUUACAAAGAUGAUGUGGAUCUUUUUGAACAAUGUUCAAUUGAGGAACAAUUUAUUGAGGUUGAUAACGAUGAGUACAUGGAACCAACAACAGAUCACUUGGAAGAGUGUACAUUGGUGGAACAAGAAACUUUGUAUGGGGGAUCUUCUUUAUCUAUGAACGUUUUCCCCCAGUUUAUAUUAAAGAUGGGCCCAGAUAAGGUAUUUAAGGAAUACGUUUAUUACUUCCAUUUAAUUCAAGAUAAAUUCCUAAAUCAAUCAGGGUUGAGGCUGUAUAUCAAUUGGAAGAAAUUGUCAGAAUCAUAUGUUUGGUUUGUUUUUCAACGUUUAAAACUCAUCUACAAAGAUAAUAAGAGUUUGGAGUAUCUUGAAAAAUAUUUCUGGGAAGAUCAAUUUCUUUUUCAGCAGUCCAGCGAUAGUUCUAUCAAUAUGUUCCAAAAGUCUUUAGCAAGCAUGGGCAAACGUCAUUUAUUGAAAGUUUCACAGAAUGUGAUAGAAAAACCCCAAAAGUUGGUGUUUGGUAUAUGGUUAGAUUCUCAAAAUCAUGUAUUAUUGUUUGCCAAUACAGCAGUUAAUUUCAGUCUAAAAGAAUCACUUGUUAAAUCUGUACAUGGAAACACAAUGUCUUCUAGAUCUGAUGUAGUUAAGAAAUUACUACUUUUCCUUAAUCUGGCCAUAGUGGAGUCCCUAUCCCGGGCCAAAAACUUUGUUUAG